AUGGGCUCCGUCGAGCUGGGCUUCGCCGAAGAGGCGGCCGACCCGCGGCGGCUGCGCAGGGAGCUUUUCCCCUCCAAGGUGGGCGGGAGGCCGGCUUGGCUGGGCGAGGCCGGCUUGCCCGGCCCGCCGGAGCUGCGGUGCGGCGCGUGCGGGCGGCCCCGCGCCUUCCUCCUGCAGCUCUACGCGCCUCGGCCCGGCCGGCCCGACGCCUUCCACAGGGGCCUCUUCCUCUUCGCCUGCCGCCAGCCCGCCUGCUACCGCCCCGCCGGCCCCGCCCCGGGCUGCCUGAGGGUUUUUAGGAAUCAGUUACCAAGGAAGAAUGACACUUAUUCUUAUGAGCCUCCCCCCGAAGAGCCACCCCUGGAAGAGGUGCCUGGUGCCAUUCUGCAGCUGAAAUGUGGGGCAAAACUGUGCAAAGUCUGUGGCUGUCUGGGUCCCAAAGCGUGCUCUAAAUGUCACAAAGCUUAUUACUGUAGCAAAGACCAUCAGGUUAGGGAUUGGAAAGCAGGACACAAAGUAUCUUGUACACAGUCAGAUCCGAUGGAUAUUGCUAUACCAGAUCAUAAAUUUCUUUUUCCCGAAUAUGAAAUUGUAAUAGAGCCUGAGGAAAUGGAAUCAUGCAGUGUUGGUGAAACGGAACAGAAAGAUCUAGACAAAAAUAAAGAUUCAGCAUCUGCAGACAGUACAUAUGAAACAGUUGAAUCUCUAGACUUGUUAGAGGCAAUGGCAAAGCACGAAACUGAAGACAACAAGAUUUUUCAAAAGUUUAAAGAACGAACAUCUUUGGAACCAGAACAGAUUAUCAGAUAUUGCAGAGAUGGAGAAGGUCCCAUCUGGAUUUCAGGGGAAAAUAUCCCUCUUGAGACAGAAAUCCCAAAUUGUGCGUGUGGUGCUAAAAGAGUAUUUGAAUUCCAGGUUAUGCCACAACUGCUGAAUCACCUAAAAGUUGACAGCCUCGGAGAAAGCAUUGACUGGGGAACUAUCGCUAUCUACACAUGUGCUGAUAGCUGUAACUUGGGCAACCAGUAUACAGAAGAGUUCGUCUGGAAACAGAACAUAUCAAGCUCUGUUUAAUUUCUUCAAACCUCAGCUUCAACCGGAUCCUUUUCUUUUUUUAAAAAGUAUAU
Euleptes europaea (tarantolino) is the source of this 1127-nucleotide messenger RNA. RefSeq names its product programmed cell death 2 (gene PDCD2). The record is from RefSeq and is a predicted model, not a curated record. Gene Ontology annotation, cellular component: nucleus; cytoplasm. The coding region runs from base 1 to 1074 and encodes 357 amino acids. The transcript is spliced from 6 exons. NCBI's taxonomy places the organism in Eukaryota, Metazoa, Chordata, Lepidosauria, Squamata, Sphaerodactylidae.